CAAAGGCAGCUGCUUAACCGCCUGAGCCACCCAGGCACCCCAAGGGUAAGUAGAGCUCUUAAUUGCUGUCUCUACAGGGAAGUCCUUGAGUUUAGAGGAUUUCAGAAACAUGAAGGAGGAGGACAUGGUGAGGGGCCUCUAGGAUCUGACUGAGAAGGAACAAAAAGAUGUGCUAAGCUGCCUCAGAGGGCAGUUGCCCCUCUACUAGAGUGGGACUGGUGUCAUCUCCCCCAUUUCCUGCCCCUAGGUGUUGGAGGUCCUGAUCUCUGGUGACCUACAGAUGGAGGGUCUAGCAGGUCUUCUCAUGAGUAGCUUUUUUAAUGCUGCCGGGUUCUUGGUAAAGGCACAUACGGGAUCCAUUCUGGAUAUCUUGGAUGCUUUGAUUAAGCUGUCUGAGGAGCAGCAUCGUGUGGCUGAGGCCCUAGCGAGGGGGACCCUGCCCCUGCUGAAGGACCAGGUAGAAUCUGUCCUGGAGCAGAACUGAAAUGAGCAGCCCCGUGAUGUGGGCUGAGACCGUGACACACGACUUCUCUGUGCCCUCUGUGUUGCUCUCUCCCUCCUGCUGCAGCUGGGUGAGAAGCUGACCUCCGUGCCUUCCUAACUGUUUGUUAGCCCUUAAACCAUUCUCCUCACAAGCCCCUGGGGGCUCCCCUCCCAGGCCAUCCCUGUCCCCCACCCCCAGUCACCGGAAUGCUGUCUUUAUAACAGACAGCCGACUAUUCUUCAAUAUAUCAUGUUCCCUACAUGAGAAUGUCCAAAAAUCAACCCGGAUUAUAUGCAUGAGCUUCUGACUAAAAGUGGCAGAUUGGUCAUAUUAAUUUUCUCUCCCUCUUGAAACUCACUAAAUAAAGUAAAGCAAUAGGAAAGAUGUAAACCCACAAUGAUAAAGAGAAUGAGGCAGCAGAUAAGAGAUUCUGACACAUCUUUAGAAACUAGAAGGCAAUUACAGGCAUUCAAGCCAGGAGGUGUGGGCCUGAGAGGAGCAGGAGCGUGGGAGGAGACUGCUGUUCCCUCAUCACGAACCUUUUAUCUUUAAUAUUUUUUAAGACGAGGUAAUUAAAAGUAAAAGAAAUAUAUGCUUGUUGUAAAGUAUUUCACAUACUGCUCACGGUCAAAGGUGAUCUCCCCUUCUUCUUCUGAUAUAACCA
Molecule: messenger RNA, 1148 nt
Organism: Lontra canadensis (Northern American river otter)
Lineage: Eukaryota; Metazoa; Chordata; Mammalia; Carnivora; Mustelidae
Gene: GSDMB
Product: gasdermin B
Exons: 3
Biological process (GO): pyroptotic inflammatory response; defense response to bacterium
Molecular function (GO): phosphatidylserine binding; phosphatidylinositol-4-phosphate binding; phosphatidylinositol-4,5-bisphosphate binding
Source: RefSeq, a predicted model, not a curated record